AUGUCAGUUGCUACUGAACCUGGUGCCUACUUCAUUCCGCAUCACCCUGUUUUCAAGUCCAACUGUCCAUCGAGUAAAAUCCGAGUGGUAUUCGAUGGAUCGGCGAAGGCUGCCUCUCUGUUGUCAUUAAAUCAAUGUCUAUACGCCGGUCCGAAGUUACAGCUGGAUAUCGUGGACAUUCUAUUUCGAUUCCGACUUCACCAGUUCGUCUUUACUGCAGAUGUUUGCAAGAUGUACAGGCAAAUUCUCGUUCUGCCAGAAUACCGUCGCUUUCAGCACAUCCUAUGGAGGCCUUCUCCACUAGACGAGUUGAAAGAGUAUCAGCUCAAUACCGUGACAUACGGCAUCAAUAGUGCCCCCUUUUUGGCGUUGAGAGUCUUAAAGGAUAUUGCUGAAAAUGAUUGUACAGGAUUUCCUGAAGUACAAUUGGGGCUGAGGGAACAAACCUAUGUGGAUGACAUUUGUCUUGGUGCCGACACCGAGGAUGAAUUGUUGACUUUACAGUCAAAUCUGUGCUCCGUCCUGAAACGUGCUGGUCUUGAGUUGAAGAAGUGGUCGAGUAACACCGUAUCUGUGUUAGAAGCUGUAUCGCCGGAGGAUCGUGUCAUGGAAAGUCUAAGCUUCGAUGAAGACGUCUGUGAAACCACCAAGGUCCUGGGGCUGCAGUGGGAUCCGGCCAAAGACAUUUUUAAAUUCAACGGCCAUUCUACCACCACCGUCGUCACAAAGCGGGCAAUUCUAUCGACUAUCGCGCGCAUUUUUGAUCCUAUUGGGUUUUUAGCGCCGGUGACCUUCUAUGCUAAACAUAUCCUACAUGAAAUCUGGGAAGAGGAAUUGGCAUGGGACGACCCUUUACCUCCGAGAUUAUGUCAAAAUUGGAAAACAUUUACGGAUGAGCUACCGGUUUUAUCUGCGAUCAAGAUUCCACGCUAUGUCGCUACUCAACGUCAAUCAUACGUCGAAUUGUGUGGAUUCUGUGACGCCUCCGAACGCGGAUUCGCUGCAGUGGUAUACCUUCGGGUAACAGUUUCAGACGACGACGUGUCUGUGUUCCUGCUUGGAUCCAAAACAAAGAUGGCACCGAUGAAAACCGUAUCCAUCCCGAGACUUGAAUUAUGUGCUUCAGUUUUGCUCGCUCGAUGGAUGGCGCGCAUAUUAAAAAUGUUCGAUGGGAAACUCAUGAUUAACGGACUUUACGCCUGGUCCGAUUCCCAAGUCGCUUUGGCCUGGUUAAUGAACUCGCAUGUUUCCUUUAAGGUGUUUAUUUCAAACCAUGUACAUCAGGUGCGUAAACUUAUUCCGUCAUGCCGCUGGCUCUAUGUACGCUCAUCUGAAAAUCCUGCGGACUGUGCUUCAAGAGGAAUACUUCCUUCGGAGCUAUCCGUACAUGCAUUGUAUUGGUCCGGCCCUACGUUCCUAAAAAACCCAAGUGAAACUUGGAGCAUGCUGGUCCCUUCGGUUCCUGUUGAACAACUACCAGAGUUCAAACCCGUGUCGCUGGCCGUUCAAGUUACCUCAAAUAAAGAAUGGUUCUGUCGCUUCUCGUCUUUCCUCAAUAUGAUCAAGGUCGUCGCUUGGAUGCGCAGGUUUAUCGGCUUGUGUAAUUUCUUGUCACGUGAAGAGAUAAAUCAAUCGUUAAUGGUAAUUGUACAAUCUUCUCAACAACGUUGGUUUCCUGAGCUGAUUUUGGAUCUGUCACGUGGCCGUGGUGCAGCUCGCCCAUUAUCUAGUCUACGGCCAUUUUUGAAUUCGCAAAAUAUUGUGUGUGUUGGUGGCCGAUUACUGAAGUCCGAUUUAGAUGAUGCGGAAAAACAUCCGAUGCUGCUGUCCAAGGAGUCACAUCUUUCUUUGUUAAUUGCACGCCACUGGCACUUAGUUACGUGCCACUCAGGUCCCCGAGUCAUCACGUCUUUAAUCAUACGUCAAUUUUGGAUCUUAUCGAUGAGAUCGAUAAUUCGAAAGGCGAUCGGUCAAUGUACUCCAUGUGUCAGAGCUAUUGCCCAAUCGCCACAUCCCGUGAUGGGUAAUCUUCCCAGUUCACGAGUCCAAGCAUGUCGACCCUUUUCAAAAGUUGGAGUAGAUUAUGCUGGCCCACUGCCAAUGCGUGAGAGUAAGUUGCGAAAAUCCCGACAGUAUAAAAUUUACGUUUCUGUUUUUGUCUGUAUGGUCACCAAGGCUGUGCAUUUGGAAAUUGUAACAGAGCUAUCUACAGCAGCCUUUUUAGCCGGCUUUGAUCGUUUUGUUGCCAGACGUGGUCUUCCAACAGACGUGUACUCCGACUGUGGAACCAACUUCAAAGGUGCGUCAAAAUAUCUGUUUGAGGUCAUCAACGAUCCAGCUAAUCACCAUCUACUGUCAUCUCAUUCUUUCUGCACGUGGCACUUCAAUCCACCCGCAGCACCGCACUUUGGCGGCCUAUGGGAAGCGGCUGUGCGUUCUUUUAAAACGCUCCUCGUACGAACCGUCGGUGAUCAUACCCUUACCAUGGAGGACAUGUCAACCUUACUGUGUCGGAUCGAGGCUGUAUUAAAUUCCAGACCUCUGACUCCAAUGACUGCCUCUCCCUUAGAUUUGGACUAUUUAUCACCUGGUCAUUUUCUUAUCGGGCAACCACUUUUGGCGGUUCCUGAUUUGAACAUUCCUGAAGGACGCUCCAAUGUGCUGACACGAUGGAUGUUGCUACAUCAAUGUCACCAAUCAUUCUGGCGUCGUUGGUCUACGGAAUAUUUGGCUUCUCUUCAAGUUUGGGUCAAGUGGACAACGGAUGUGCCCAACAUUCAGGUUGGACAAAUGGUCGUGAUCAAGGAUAACCAAAGUCCUCCAACAUCGUGGCGACUGGGUCGCAUUCUGGAAGUGAAUCCUGGUCAAGACGGCGUGAUACGAGUCGCCAAGAUACUAACGUCCACGGGGGAGUUAACUCGUCCGGUCGUUAAGUUGGUGUUGUUGCCCACGGAUUAA
Molecule: messenger RNA, 2958 nt
Organism: Metopolophium dirhodum (rose-grain aphid)
Lineage: Eukaryota; Metazoa; Arthropoda; Insecta; Hemiptera; Aphididae
Exons: 1
Coding region: 1-2958 (985 amino acids)
Biological process (GO): DNA integration
Molecular function (GO): nucleic acid binding
Source: RefSeq, a predicted model, not a curated record